AUGAAUUCAACAGACGAAAAUAAUUUAUACUACGUCACUUCCGGUCCUGUCAAAAUAAUCAGCGACGAGGCCCUGGCUUUGAUUUCCGUCGUCCUCAAAAGCGCUUUGUACGAGUUCUGCAGUGUAGUCGGCAUCACGACCAACUGCCUGAAUCUCGUCGUGUUCUGGAAGAUUGGCUUCAAGGACACCGUCAACGUUUCCUUGUUCGCCAUCGCGGUUUCUGAUGCCUGCAGUUUGAUCUCUCUUUUCUGGAUGAGCGUCUGCUACAAUCCGCUUUUCGCAAACUCGGAUAUCAUAAUAGAUUCCCGCGGGGUUCAGUACCUUACUGGAGGGUGGCCCAAGUUUUACUUCACCCGUGUGAGCGCCAUGAUCACCGCGUACGUGACUUUUGAACGGUGUUUGUGUACUGCUAUGCCUUUAAAAGUCAAGGCAAUCUUGACCCCGAAACGAGUUUUGGUCAUCGUUUCCGCUAUAUACAUAGGCCUCGCUUUGUCAAUUUCUCCAAUCUACUUAGCCACGACCCUGGACUGGAAAUUUUACCCGGGUCGAAACAAAACCCUUGUGGGUCUUAUCUUCUCAGCGAACAAAGAAACAAUAAACAGCAUAAGUAUUGGCCUCAACGUUGUCCUGUGUAACGGUUCGUUCAUCUUCGUUACGGUGAAUACCCUGAUUCUCGUCUGCAAUAUCAACAAGUCCAUGCAAUUCAAAGAAUCGUUUGCGAAAGUGACCGGCAAAAAAAUUUCUAAGGAAACCAAAGCUAGCAAGAUGGUCAUACUCACAGCGGGAGUGUUUAUUGUCUGUUUGUUUCCUAGCUCGCUUGUCACACUCGGCAUGGUUAUUUUUCCUUCCUUCAACGCAGGAGAGGCUCAAGGAAAUCUGUUUUUCACCCUGGCUUCUGUGAUCCACAUUUCCGAAGCCAUCAACGCUAGUUUAAAUAUUUUGGUCUACGUUCACAUGAGUUCGAAGUUUAAGCAAACCUUUACUGAGACUUUCGCGUGUUUUCGGCAUUUAGUCAUGCGUAAAAGCAGCGCAAAAGUAUAUAAAAAGGAACUUACAGUUAGUGUUAGUACCGUAAGUGUUCAAAACAACAAGUGA
Messenger RNA from Physella acuta, 1095 nucleotides. Its product is annotated as rhodopsin-like. Gene Ontology annotation, cellular component: membrane. Gene Ontology annotation, molecular function: G protein-coupled receptor activity. NCBI's taxonomy places the organism in Eukaryota, Metazoa, Mollusca, Gastropoda, Physidae. The record is from RefSeq and is a predicted model, not a curated record. Gene Ontology annotation, biological process: G protein-coupled receptor signaling pathway.